Messenger RNA from Candoia aspera, 2673 nucleotides. It is a transcript of the gene CAP2, whose product is annotated as cyclase associated actin cytoskeleton regulatory protein 2. The transcript has 11 exons. Gene Ontology annotation, molecular function: actin binding; adenylate cyclase binding. Gene Ontology annotation, biological process: cytoskeleton organization; cell morphogenesis; actin filament organization. NCBI's taxonomy places the organism in Eukaryota, Metazoa, Chordata, Lepidosauria, Squamata, Candoiidae. Bases 33 to 1307 code for a protein of 424 amino acids. Gene Ontology annotation, cellular component: cytoplasm. The record is from RefSeq and is a predicted model, not a curated record.
UAGCGCCAUAUGUUCAAGCUUUUGAUAGACUCAUGAAUGGGAGUAUAGCUGAGUUUGUAAAGAAUAGCAAGAUCCUUGAUGGUGAUGUGAAGACACACGCAGAAAUGGUUCAUGCAGCUUUCCAAGCUCAAAGGGCAUUUCUUCGGUUGACCUCACAUUAUCAAGAACCUCAGGAGAGUGAAGUUGCCAUUCUUCUAAAACCAAUAUCGGACAAGAUUCACGAAAUUCAGAUGUUCAGAGAGAGAAACCGAGGAAGCAACAUGUUUAAUCAUCUGUCUGCUGUCAGUGAAAGUAUUCCAGCUCUUGGAUGGAUAACAAUUUCUGCUAAGCCAGGGCCUUAUGUCAAGGAGAUGAAUGAUGCUGCUACAUUUUAUACUAACAGGGUGUUAAAAGACUACAAACAUAGUGAUUUGCGUCAUGUUGAUUGGGUGAAAUCAUUCUUGAAUAUCUGGGCAGAGCUUCAGGCAUACAUAAAAGAAUAUCAUACUACUGGGCUCACCUGGAGUAAAACGGGUCCAGUUGCCUCGGCAACAUUGGGUUUUCCUGCUCUAAUGAACAACCAAGGCCUUCCUCCUCUUCCUCCGCCACCACCUCCACCACCAGGACCUCCUCCUGUCACUGAUACAGAAAAUGCAAAAGAUGAUACAGCUGCUGCUCGCUCAGCCUUGUUUGCUCAAUUGAACCAGGGAGAAACAAUUACCAGGGGGCUACGACAUGUCUCUGAUGACCAGAAGACCCAUAAGAAUCCCAGUCUGCGUGCUCAAGGAGCACCAAUUCAAUCUCCUACCAAAACCUAUACUUCUGAGUCUCCAAAGAUAUCUUCUCAAAAGAGUUACUCUCCUGUGUUAGAACUUGAAGGCAAGAAAUGGAGAGUGGAGUACCAGGAGGACAAGAACGACCUAUUAAUUUCAGACACUGAACUCAAGCAAGUAGCUUACAUCUUCAAGUGCAGUAAAUCUACAUUACAGAUAAAAGGGAAAGUUAAUUCCAUUAUUGUUGACAACUGCAAAAAGUUUGGCCUUGUAUUUGACAAUGUUGUUGGUAUUGUUGAAGUAAUAAAUUCCAAGGAUAUUCAGAUACAGGUACUUGGGAAAGUGCCAACCAUUUCAGUAAACAAAACUGAAGGCUGCCAUAUUUACCUCAGUGAGGAAUCAUUAGAUUGUGAGAUUGUGAGUGCUAAGUCAUCUGAAAUGAACAUCCUGAUACCACUGCAUGGUGACUAUAAAGAAUUUCCUGUCCCUGAACAAUUUAAGACAUCAUGGGAUGGUUCGAAAUUGGUUACCGACCCUACAGAGAUUAUGGGUUAGCUUCCAUAGGCCAUACAGAAACUGCUGACCAUGCUCUCCAAAGAAAUUCUGCCGGAAGUAGCAGCACGAAGAACAAAAAAGUAGCACUAGUUUGUACCAUGGGUGUCUCCACAGGGGGGCAUCUGGGGCAAAUGAUGACAUGUGCAUUAUGACAUCAUCAUGCAAAUACUACAGAUUAUCUGCUUGUGUCAGAAGGUAGGAUGCAAGUAUAUUAUUGAAGCAUUUGCAUGAUGUCACUAUGCGUGUGUCAUUUCUUGGCAUUAUUGCAGUUUGCUGCUGAUGCCAAUAGUUUAUACUGCAGUUAAUAGGUUUUCAAGAAGCUAUUCCAUGGCCUAAAAUCAGUUGCUUUACAUACAGUAUUUUUUCUCCACUGAGGUAAUCAUUGGAGGAAAAGAUACAUAUAAUGAAAUGCAUAAUUACAUUUCAAGAAGGCAUGGUUUUUUGCCAUGAUUACACAUGCUUGGAAAUCAUUCUAUUCAGUCUCUGUACACUUUUUGUAAGUAACCUGACAUGACAUUUUUAAAGUACCCACAAUUUGCCUUUUUUUGCAGAUAAUGUAUACACAGUAUCAUAUGAAUGUAUAAAGAUGUUAAGAGUUAAGCCAAUGGCUAUUUCAUACAAUAAGCCAAAUCACCUGCAUGAUAUAUUUUGUAAUAUUUCAGUGCAUUCCUUUUUUUAAUGUUUUGGCAGACAAAAGAAAACAGUAACAAUAAAUCGUAUGUUAAAAUAUUUAUUUCAUGGAAUUGAUAUCAGGCACUAAAGCUGGACCUCAAGAAGUUUGUAGUUUUUAAUGCUUUUAAAAGUAAAGUACCAACUCUCUGGAGAAUAUUUGAUAAUGGAAAAGAAAGCCAGAUGUUUUAAUUAUGUUUCAGCGACAUGCUUCCAUCCUCUGUCCCCUAUUUUUAGCACUCUGGAAACUGACAGUGUAGCACCUGCAAGGGCUAUAUCACCUGCAGUAGAUUACAGUAGAGUACACUGAUCUCCACUUUAAAAAGAAAAAUGCCCAAAAUCUAGUGAUACCAAAUGUUUCAAGUCUUCUGUUCUUGCACGAGAUCUUGGGAGAUCAUGGCUUAUUAUUAUUAUUAUUUUGUGACUACUGCUUAAAAAGUUAUUGGCCCAUUUGCUGGAUUUUUAACUUUGAUUAUUUUUAUUUCAAUUUACCUCAGGGUCCCAUUUCCAGAAAGUGUUAAGUUUUUCUUUCAAAAUUUUAAGAUUGUUAUUCCAAAAUUAAAUGUUAAUCUCUGCUGAUAUUUCAUGUGAAUAUCCCUUACCAUUAAGCUUUUUUAAUGAAUAGUAGCAAAUUUAUAAUACAGCCUAACUGUGAAAGCAAUGGGAUUCUGCAAUAAAAUACAAAUGAAAAUGAAAA